GCUCACUCUCUGCUCCCAUCUAUUCUUACACCAGAGCUACAGAGCAUGCGGAGGAUGCGUUGCAACACCAUCAGACAACUCUAACAGAUUUUUGGGAUAUUGUCUAUAAUUAAUAUCACUAAAGGACAUAACGACAUAGCACAUUUAGGAAAACAGCUGAGAGACAAUGCCAGAGGAGAAAGUGUUUCAGCAGCAGGCUGUCCACAGCCCUCUGGAGCAGCAGAAGCAGAAGCAAGGAGGAGGAGGAGGAGGCGGGGGGGGAGGAGGAGGGGGACCUAUCCCCUGUCAGAACUGUGGGAAGCCAUGCAAAGGGGAGGCACUGCGGGUCCAGAACAAACACUUCCACAUCAAGUGCUUCGUCUGUAAAGUAUGUGGUUGUGAACUGGCCCAGGGAGGCUUCUUCGUGCGGCAGGGUGAAUACAUCUGUACUCUGGAUUACCAGCGACUGUACGGGACCCGCUGCUUCAGCUGCCAGGACUUCAUUGAGGGGGAGGUGGUGUCCGCCCUGGGAAAGACCUACCACCCCCGCUGCUUUGUCUGUGCCUCCUGCAAACAGCCAUUCCCAGCUGGCGACCGAGUGACAUUUAAUGGGAAGGAGUGUAUUUGCCAAAAGUGUACCCAGCCCCUCCCUGCCAACAGCCCUGCACCCAUACAGGCUGUCCACAACUGCUGCGGCUGUGGGAAGGAAUUUAAGAAUGAACAGUCUCUGGUAGCACUGGACAAGCACUGGCACCUGGGCUGCUUCAAAUGUAAAGUCUGCAACAAGGUGCUCAAUGCGGAGUACAUCAGCAAGGAUGGAAUCCCCUACUGUGAGAUGGACUACCACGCCAUGUUUGGUAUCCAGUGCGAGAGCUGCAAGAAGUAUAUUACCGGAAAAGUCCUGGAGGCCGGAGAGAAACACUACCAUCCCACAUGUGCCCGCUGUGCCCGCUGUGAGCAGAUGUUUGCAGAGGGAGAAGAAAUGUACCUGCAAGGAUCUUCUAUCUGGCAUCCUCCAUGCAGACAAGCUGCCAAACAGGAGGAGAAGAGCAAGAAGCAGGUUCGGAUACAGCUCAAUGAUGUCCCUGAGCAACAGGUGACCCGGACUUCAUCUGAGAGCAUUACUUCAGUGCCAGCAUCCAGCGCCUCGGGCUCUCCAAGCAGAGUCAUCUAUGCUAAACUAGGAGAGGAGAUGCUGGACUACAAGGACCUUGCAGCCCUUCCAAAGACCAAGGCCAUCUAUAACAUAGACAGGCCUGACAUGCUGUCCUACUCUCCAUACGUCAGCUACCCAUCUGAGGAGAGGCACUAUGGAGAGUCCCCCCAGCUUAUUUCUCCUACUCCCACUGAGGGCGAUGGGGAGAAGUCACCCCGCCAGUGGAGGCCCUCCAGCCCAAGCUCCAACAGCUCCCUAGGGGGCUAUGGACGUUACACCCCAUGCCGUUCUCCCCAGAAUUACAGCCGACCAGGGCCAGAGGUAUACCUUGGUGGUAGACACAGCAGCCAGGCCCGCGACUCCAGUUCUUUCCCUUUGCCUUUAACUCUCAUGGGUGCCAAUAAGUACCCCUCCACCUGGGCCAGGGACUCAUCGUCCCCUGUGUACUGCUCUUCUGGGGCUGAAGGGAGUGGUGGUGGUGGUAGUGGCAAGUACUCGCCCACCCCAGUAGGUGGCAGUGCAGGCUUGUCUUAUCAACUAAACCCCACCACCCUGGCCAUGCUGCAGCAGCACAACUACAUCCCUUACUUCAGAGGUAGUGAAAGUGGUCGGAGUACCCCCAGCUUAUCCACCUAUUCUGAUGGCAAAUCUCCUUCCUCUACUUCUACGUACGUGGCUGCUCCCCGCCAUUUCCAUGUACCAGAGACUCUGGUCAAAGAUAAUAUCUAUAGAAAACCUCCCAUCUACAAACAGCAUGCUUCUAGAACUUCCUGGCAGGAUGGGGAGGAUAGCAAGAGGACCAGUUGGAUGAUCUUAAAGAGUGAGAUUGAUGGACAGGUUGGUCCAGAAGACCUGGACCCCCGCAAAUCCACCUGCAGUCUUCCCACUGACACCUCCCAGCCCAAUUUCCCCUACAAUAAGUCUGCAUCCUUACCUGGCUAUGGAAGGAAUGGCAUCUACAAGGCUGCUGAGAUGGUGGAGGAUGAAAUGGACCCAGACUCCCAGAGCUGGGGAGGCAUGAGAGAAUACAAGAUCUACCCUUAUGAACUCCUGGCAGUGACGCAUAGAGUGAAAGUGAAGCUUCCCAGAGAAGUGGAUCGCACCAGACUGGAGAGACACCUAUCUCCUGAGGACUUCCAGCAGGUGUUUGGCAUGACCCUGGAGCAGUUUGACCGCCUGGCCCUCUGGAAAAAGAAUGAACUGAAGAAGAAGGCUCGCCUUUUUUAGACACAAAAAAAAAGCAUCUCAGUAAGCAUCCGACCUGUCUGGGAGGAAGCAGAAAAUAAAAACCAAUUCAUUUAAAAUAUCUAUAUAUAUGCACCACCAUGAUAACCCCACUUUCCACCUGUAAAACGCCAUGCCAUCUGCCUGUGAUGCCACGGAGAGGCGCUCCGUGCAGGAACAUUUUCACGAUGUUUAGGCAGCAUCUAAAGCUUUUUGUAUGCAAUGUGGUCCGAAUGUUUGACUGACACCUUGCAGAAGAGGAUGAGGAGCUACGUUUGCAUGGCCUGUGUUGAUGCUCCUCGCCUUUCAUGUGGUUUCUGCAUCCUCUCCCACCCAUCUUGACGCUUUCAUACACCCUGGCAAAAUAGUUGCUUACUAAUUACAAAUUCUCAUGCAGACCUUCCCCCUGGUUUUUAUGCUUCUGACUGUUUUAUGUGCGCCUUCCUCUACUCUGUUAAUCUUGGCUUAUCCCACCUUACCUGUUUUGUUUCCAUGAUUUGAUCAAUCUUUACGUAUCAUCUUUUUUCUGCUCACCCCUUUCUCGCUUGCUGUCUCUCCAUCAUUUUGAGUUUUCUUUCUAAGUGACUGUUACAUUGUCAAGUCAGUUCAUAUUGACAAUCCUGCCAUUACUCAAGGACAGUGAAGAAACUGCAGGCUUGUACACACUUAACGUUCACCCAUGUCAAGGCCAAAGAUAGGGAUAAGAAACUACUCCAGCUCUGAUCUGUUUUGUUUGGUUUUUUUUUCUUUUUUUUUCAAAAACUGUCAAAGAGCACCUUACACUUUUGUUUUCAAUUUUCCUUUAUGAUCUUUUCUGUCAGAGAAGUUAAGAAAGACUGGUUUGGUAGUUUCGAUAUGCAGUCUCAUAUCUUACGCAAGCAUCUCAUAAAUCAGCACAGGUAGGAGAGCCAGGACUGGAUAGGGGCCACGUCAUGGCAGUGAAUCACAGAUGGAGGGGAUAAGGAGGGUCCCUGCACAAAACAUACAGUACAGUUUUAGGGUUUCAGGGUGUGCAAAGGUGUCAAACAUGCCGGAUUGCCAGAGUGACAUGCACUCACAUCAAACAGCAAAUGAAAUUAUUUUUAUAAGCUAUUUUUGACUUCUGGAAAGUCUCAUUAAACCCAUCACGAGGCACAGCUGACAGAAAUCAUGAUUUUGCUACCAGAAAGAAAGCCCAUGCUCACUUUGUUUAUUUUCACAGACCUGCAGCAGCAUUUAAGCAUAACAAGUGGGGUCUUGCUUGAUUUAAAACUCAAUACUCAAGCUGUGUUAGAUCUUCUCAGAUAGAGAUUUAACUCUUUAUAUAUUUGUUGUUUGAAAGCAUUGUUGCAUACAGUAAAAGCUCCACUCAAGCUGAAGUCCAUCAGCUUUGCUUGAUGAUUCCUGGACUGUAAAUCGAUCAGCUCACCAACCCACAUACUGCAGGAUGUAUGUGAGCAUAUACUGGACAUAUACCAGAUAUAUUUGUUUGUGUACAAGCCAUGGUGUAUCACUCUUCAGGCAUGCAUGAGGAUGGGAAAAUGGGGUUUGUCCACUGACCUCAGAUUAGAAAUGUAUGAAAACGUUAUCGUUAUCAAUGUGGUUUGAGUGAUUGAUUAUUUAGUGGUUAAUCUGAAUCUAGUGAGAUGCCUGGGUCAGCUGCUUACAUUAACCUGUGUUAGAUAUUUAUUUAAUUGCAUUAAGGAAGGGAUUUUAUUUUGAAAUCUUCAGAGUGUAUUGUCCAAUGAAUAGCAUCACAGAGAAGAGAGCUUUUGAAGAGGAACAUAUCAAAUUUUAAGUUUAAUCUGAGUGUCAGAUCAGUUUUGCUCCUGUGAGUAACACACUAACUGUUGUCAUAAAGCAUCAUGUCCUCUUUCUAAUACUCAUCUGCUAUUAAAGUGCUUUAUCCAAACUACAGAGUCACUAUGGGUUGGAGUGCUUGAGUUUGUUACAUGAAUGUCAAAAAUCUAUUGAUUAUGAAAUGACAAUACAUUCAAGUAAACUGUAAAGGCAUGUGGAUUUUUUUUCUCUUUUUUUUUCAUUUCAGGUAAUUAAAAAACAAGUUAACAUGACACAACAAUGCAAAUUACAAAAUGUAUGUAAAUAUGGACCCCUACCCCCCAGCCCCCUCCCUCCAAGGCUCAAGAGAGAAAAAUAAAAUACAAUAAGAAAAACAAAAUAAAGCAAAAAACAAAAA
Molecule: messenger RNA, 4535 nt
Organism: Epinephelus moara (kelp grouper)
Lineage: Eukaryota; Metazoa; Chordata; Actinopteri; Perciformes; Serranidae
Gene: ablim2
Product: actin binding LIM protein family, member 2
Exons: 23
Coding region: 167-2362 (731 amino acids)
Biological process (GO): lamellipodium assembly; cytoskeleton organization
Cellular component (GO): actin cytoskeleton
Molecular function (GO): actin filament binding
Source: RefSeq, a predicted model, not a curated record